AUGUUCGGAGUAGUCGAUCUGCUCUGUCUCAGCAGGCUGAAAUCUCUCGGGUUAUUGCUUCCUUACAUCGAGAUGGGCAUCGAGAUGGGCGGCGAGCUUCCUGUCGAGCGCAUCCUUGACCGCUGCGCGACUGCUACGGAUCUCGAGCUGCACGACGCUCAUGCUUACAUGACGGUCGUACCGCUCCUCGCUCCAUACUCGGAUACGAUUUCGCUACCGUGGCUGCAAAGGGUGUUCAUCCAUGCAGGACCCUAUGAUCCAGGCUUGUUCUCGAUUGCCUACGAUAAUCGCAUCGAGGAUGUCUUGAUCGAGAGGUACGAGACUGUGGGUGUGAUGCUGGACCUCACGCUGGACAAAUCGAUAGUCCCGUACUCCGAUGUUCUGGAGAGACUCCGUCGAAUAGCUGUCAUCCGAGUACUAGCAACCUGA
Punctularia strigosozonata HHB-11173 SS5 is the source of this 429-nucleotide messenger RNA. RefSeq lists its product as uncharacterized. The transcript has a single exon. NCBI's taxonomy places the organism in Eukaryota, Fungi, Basidiomycota, Agaricomycetes, Corticiales, Punctulariaceae. Bases 1 to 429 code for a protein of 142 amino acids. The record is from RefSeq and is a predicted model, not a curated record.